AUGCCUCUGCCCAGUUAUCGGGGGGUUACCUCCAAGGCAGAGGCCGAGUUGGGGUCGCUGCUGGAUGCGCUAGACCUGGCGGCUCUCUAUUUCGAGGAAUGCGAGGUCAGCAUCAAUCCUGGAACACAGAAGAAGUUGGCCCUUUUUACCGCAAUACUGUUGGACCUGGCAAAACUUCAAAAGGGAUGCUCUGCCAAAGAUGCAGAGGAGGAAGUGGGUGAAGAUAUCAGCGCGCUGGUCUCGGAUAUCACUUUUGGUGUGACUGUGAUGAGCGCCGAAAUGAUGAUGUACAUUCCCCCUCCUGAUCCCGAAGAUGUUCUGGGCGUUAUCGCGAUUUCGAGCCCGGGCGCGCUAACACGGCGGGAUAGGUCCUCUCAGAAUAACUUGAACCAGCGACUGCAAAGAUAUAUCGUCGAUCUAUGCACAGGCGAACGCAAGGCCAACGCUAUCACGACUGUUUUCGACCGAUCGGUUCCAGCGAAGAAAGCAUGGGAAGGUUUAGCGCGGGAGCUGGAGUCAAUAGACAUCCCCCGCACGCAGUCAACGAGAGAACGCGACAUGAUCAUUAUGACUCUCUACAAAGCCGCCAUGGAUGAGCGGCUUCUGAAGAACGUCGUCUUUAAGCCCUCAAGACCCGAAUCGCGUGCACCGUCUCCGAAGACUGUCCCGAGAUCGUCCCAAACAGACCGCAUGUCAUUAUCGUCAACCAGCUCACCAACAAGCACUUCGUCAAUUAAAGAAGCAUCCACAGCCGAGUCCAUUCCUAUUCCCGUGGCGGUUGAGAUUAUGGACAGGGACAGCAAUGUCAAAACAACCGUACCUCUGGAGGGUAUUUCCCCCGGCGAUAAGACUUCGCUGGUCGAGUUGGCGGAACUAUCGUUCAACGUAUUCGACAAGAACCUUUUCGGCGAUUUCAGUUCAGCCUCGAGUAUUGCGCCCAGGUCUCCCUCUCUGGACGCAUCUCCAACGUCACCUACGAUGCCCUCUUCCCGCGCCCCCAGGCGAACUUCUGUCGCCUCAUCGAAGCGGCCCUCUGUAUCAUCUAAGAAACCGUCCAUCUCCUCCGUCCCCGAACACCCCUCCCGCAAUUCGUCCGACUCCGACAGAGCAGUUCCUCCUCACAGAAAGGCAUCUUCUGCUCACGGCUCUACGGGCAAAAGAACACGGCAUGCAAGCAUCGCCGAGAGCAGUGCCGAGAGCCAGGCAGAGAGCAUCACAUCCACUCCAUCCGCAUCAGCGAAGCCAUCCACCCCACAACCAACCCAGCCUUUCCAGGUGAUCGGGACAUCCAUCCGAUCCAAAAGGCCCAGCCUAAUGAGCCGCAUGAAAUUUAAAAUGACCAACAACAAAGACGAAUUCAGCCAACUGAUCAAGAAUGGCGGCCCGUUCGCCGUAAAAUGCGCCCUCGACAAAGGCGCCAGCGUGCACACCGAGAACUCGUCCGGCCAAACCGGUCUGAUAACCGCCGCCGCCUACGGCCACGACGACAUCAUCGUCCUGCUCCUGGAGCACGGCGCCUCAAUCGACGCAAUGGGCCCCAGCGGCGAAACGGCUCUCUCUGUCGCCGCAUCCAAGGGCUACGACGACAUCGUCCAGCUUCUGCUCCUGCACGGGGCAGACCCAAACAGCGGCGCACACUCGACGGGCAAAACGGCGCUGUCGCAGGCCGCUGCGCUCGGUCACUACAACGCCGUCCGAAUUCUGCUAAACUUCGGGGCCGAUCCGAAUGCGCUCUGCGCCAGCGACGACACGGCGCUGACGCACGCGGCUGUCAAUGACCGGCUGAAGGUGGCCCAGCUGUUGCUCGAGCGGGGCGCGAUCCCGGACAAGACGGGAUACACGGGCAAAACACCGCUGUGGCGGACUGUGCAUAAGGGCUCGUUGCGGAUGAUCAAACUGUUGCUGGAAAACGGGGCUGAUCCCAACCGCAAGGACAUUCGGCAGCAGUCUCCGUUGGUGCUGGCCAUUCAACAGGGGCGGACCGAUGUCAUUGGGUUGUUUUACCAAUUCGGGUACGGGUCUGGUGAGGGAUUCGCGCGGUCGAGUACGAUUCCCGUGAAUGGGGACUUGGAGUUCAUGCGGGACGGUGUCUCGCAUCGACUCUCGAUUUUCAACAACUGA
Molecule: messenger RNA, 2121 nt
Organism: Penicillium chermesinum
Lineage: Eukaryota; Fungi; Ascomycota; Eurotiomycetes; Eurotiales; Aspergillaceae
Product: ankyrin repeat domain-containing protein
Exons: 1
Coding region: 1-2121 (706 amino acids)
Cellular component (GO): cytoplasm; nucleus
Molecular function (GO): protein binding
Source: RefSeq, a predicted model, not a curated record